Messenger RNA from Durusdinium trenchii, 459 nucleotides. Lineage: Eukaryota; Dinophyceae; Suessiales; Symbiodiniaceae. The record is from the annotation of a GenBank genome assembly.
AUGGUCCACCUCCCAAAGCAGGUGUCUCUGCACUUGUCCGCGAAGAUCAACAAGAAGUUCGUUUUCGAAGGUUUGGAACACUUGGGCGAGCUGCUGGGUGCCUCCUAUGACGACGGGCUCGUGGUCACCACCAAGACUGGUGCGGUGGCUCACUGCCGCGGUCUGCCCGUGGAGGGUCGCUGGCCAUGCCAGCAGGUCGCCGAGCCCUUGCCCACGCCCUUGCGCGCCGGCUGCGCAGCCAUGCUACCCGGAGGCACACUUCGUGCGGCGGUGAGCUUGGAAGAGGACGAUGGAGUCCUGCUCCUGCAUGCUGGGCUGGAUGGCAAGUGGACCCCCGUCGGCGAGGUCUCCUUGCCCCAUCAUUCGCAUCAUCGAUUCUCAUUCGAGCGCCGAGGAGCCGAGCUUUACAUCUCCUCUCCCCAUGGCGCGCUGAAGUGGCACAUUGGCACACUGCAGUGA